UCAUUGGACGCCACUGUGUAGCACAGAUGGGGUCCUUUGUGUUGAUAAAGCAAUGACGCUGGGUUGUGACGUCCUCUUUAACCGCUACCCGAGAGGAGGAAAGGAACUUUAAGUCCAACAUCCAUCAUUAAUGUCAACCAUGGCCGAGGAAGGCACCGUUGCUGCUGCUGGAGGUGUGAUGGAUGUCAACACUGCCCUCCCUGAAGUGCUCAAGACCGCACUCAUCCACGAUGGCCUCGCCCGUGGUAUCCGUGAGGCUGCUAAGGCCCUGGACAAGCGUCAAGCCCAUCUCUGCGCCCUUGCAGGCAACUGCGAUGAGCCCACAUACGUCAAGCUGGUGGAGGCCCUCUGUGCUGAGCAUCAGAUCAACCUGAUAAAGGUGGAUGACAACAAGAAGCUCGGUGAGUGGGUCGGUCUGUGUAAGAUCGACCGCGAGGGCAAACCCCGCAAGAUCGUGGGCUGCAGCUGCGUCGUGGUCAAGGACUACGGCAAGGAGUCUCAAGCCAAGGACGUGAUUGAGGAAUACUUCAAGGGCAAGAAAUAAAAUGUCAAUAAAAAGUGGAAAUGGAA
Sebastes umbrosus (honeycomb rockfish) is the source of this 570-nucleotide messenger RNA. It is a transcript of the gene rps12, whose product is annotated as ribosomal protein S12. The record is from RefSeq and is a predicted model, not a curated record. The coding region runs from base 131 to 544 and encodes 137 amino acids. Gene Ontology annotation, molecular function: structural constituent of ribosome. NCBI's taxonomy places the organism in Eukaryota, Metazoa, Chordata, Actinopteri, Perciformes, Sebastidae. Gene Ontology annotation, cellular component: ribosome; cytosolic small ribosomal subunit. The transcript is spliced from 6 exons. Gene Ontology annotation, biological process: translation.